ACGCCGUAAGUUUCUACGACCCAUUCUUUCGUUGUCUUUUGUCAUGUUGCUUUCUACGCUCGCGGUUGUUUUGUGUGCGGUUGCGCGGAUUGAUGCGCGAUCAAUUGGGAGACGUACACAGAUUAUCGAGGAGAAGGCUGCAGCGAACAGGACAUAUGAUUUUAUAAUUUCCGGGGGAGGAUUAGCAGGUCUCACAGUGGCAGAUCGAUUGACAGAAGAUCCCUCAGGUUCGUCAACUCCAUUGAAAAACUAACUCUCCGUUACUAAAAGAAAAGUAGUUUCGGUGCUUGUAAUAGAAGCUGGUCCAUUGGAUGCCAGAGAUGACACUGUUCUGAUACCCGGGUCAUAUAACCCGUUUCCCUACCUAUGGCAAGGAGUCUUUACUCCUCCCCAACCAGGGCUGCUGAAUCGCGUCUUUAUGGUUCUGAUGGGUAAGGUAGUGGGUGGUGGGUCUGCUGUAAAUGCAAUGUUCUUCCAUCGGCCGUCUGAGAUUGAUCAAGCUUCUUGGGUGAACUUGGGGGCUACGGGGUGGUCUUUCUCUGAUCUUCUGCCGUAUUAUAAAAAGGUUAGCCAAAUGACUCUUUUGUACUUGAUUGAAAAUAUUCUUACGUACAAAAAAAUAGAGCGAGAACUUUACUACUCCAGACCCAACUUUCGCAGCAGCGCGCAACAUCUCCUGGGAAGAUGGACUUCAUGGAUCAAAUGGACCGAUCCAUGCCAGCUACGCUCCUUACGACUAUCCCUCAGGUGGUAAGUAAAGACCUACCUAUCAAAUUACCUCCUCGCUAAAGAAUGACUAGAAAACUUCUGGGACGCCGGUCUCAACAUCGGCUUAAAACAAACCAAAGACCCAAACAACGGCAUCGCAACAGGAUUAUUCUACCUCCUCCGCGCACUCAAUCCCCUUACAGGCACUCGAUCAUACGCCCGUGUGGAACACUACGACCGUGUGAUCGCUACAAGACCCAACUACCAUCUCCUCCCCAACACCGUUGUCGGUAAAGUAUUAUUCAACGGCACACUCGCCACCGGAGUCGAAUUCCUCAAUGCCACAUCCGGCAAGAAAACCACGGUCUUCGCUAAAAAGGAAGUGAUUAUUUCCUCCGGAGCCGUUCACACACCUCAAGUACUCCAACUGUCGGGUGUGGGACCGAGAGCUCUGCUUGAGAGCUUGGGGAUUGAGGUUGUUGUGGAUCUCCCAGGCGUGGGACAGAAUUUCCAGGAUCAAUCUGCGCUUACUGCUACGUAUAACUGUGAGUAUCCAACUCCCACACUUUGACAGUAUUUCUUGACGCUUUUCAAUAAGAUCUUACUAAUGCCUUACCUUAUAGUCACCAACAACCUCUUCCCCAACGGCGGCUCCCUAGACACCAACACAACCUACUCCACCGAACAGCUCGCCCUCUACAACACCAGUCAAACAGGAGCCUACACCAUCGUACGAGGAACCGGAAACCAAGCCGUAGCCCUCUCCCUACAGGACCUAACACGCAACCACAGCAGCCUCCUCGCCCACGCCAAAGCCCAAGACCCAUCCUUAAUCUACGCCCCAGGAACACACCCCACAGUCCUCGCCGGCUACCUCGCGCAACGCGAGGAACUCUACUCGCUACUCUCAUCCAAAGACUCCCCCAUGGGUAACAUAUUCUGGAACACCGGGCCCUCAACCUCCAUCUACAUGCUGAAGCCCUUCUCACGGGGCAGCAUAGCCAUCACCUCUCUCUCGCCGCUCGACGCGCCGAUUGUCGACUUCUGCACGAACAGCGACGACACAGAUCUGCUCUUCCACCUCUCCCUCUUCCUCAAGAACCGAGAACUGAUGGCGCAACCCUCCAUGGCGACUCUCGGACCCAUGGAGACCGGUCCUGGUGCUGGGAUUAAUGAUGCAGAUACUGAGGGGUUGAAAACCGCGUUAGCGGGUGCGAUUGAGCCGUCGAAUGCGCAUAUGUGUUGUACGGCAUCCAUGAUGAAGGUAGAGUAUGGCGGGGUUGUGGAUGCGGAGUUAAGGGUCUAUGGGACGAGCGGGUUGAGUGUUAUGGAUAAUAGUAUUUUUCCUAUGCCUGCUGGGGCGGCGCCUUCGGCUGUUAUCUAUGCGGCUGCUGAGAAGGUAUGUUGUUCUCUCCUUGGAGUUUGUUUUGGGGGCUUGUGCUAAUUCUUUUUGAUAGGCGGCAGUUAUGAUUAAAGCUCGUCAUGGGCUGUAACUGUGGUUCCACUUGCCUACCUAAAUUGGGUAGGACGUUGGGUUUCUUGUAUAUAUUUUUGGUAAGAAAAGGUUAAACAGGACU
Hymenoscyphus albidus is the source of this 2285-nucleotide messenger RNA. The record is from the annotation of a GenBank genome assembly. NCBI's taxonomy places the organism in Eukaryota, Fungi, Ascomycota, Leotiomycetes, Helotiales, Helotiaceae.